CUCAAAACUCUGCAAGAAUUGCUAAAUUGGUUAAGUCAACAUAGCUUCCUAUCAAGCAGACAAUCAUCAUAAAACCCGAACGGGUGUGGCAAGAAACCGAGACUAAAAAUAAACAACCAUCAUCAUCCAAUCGUCGACCGUGACCGCCAUGCCAAAAAUUUUGAUCCAAUUGGCCAGCCAGUUCUUCCAGCGCGUGCACACAUACCCUCUCGCGCAUUAGUAUCUCCGCACUAAAUUUGACCCUGACUGUAUAGGCAGACCGGUAUCCAAAUCAGUCGCCAUUUAUCGGACAACCGAGAUGGAAGUGAAUUUACUACUUCUGGGCACGGUGCUGGCCGUGCUCGUUUAUCUGUACCGUUUGAUAACGCAGAACAACGGCUACUUUCACGAUAAGCCGAUCCCCUGGCUGCGGGCUUGGCCCCUGCUGGGUACGACCGCCCCACUACUGUUGAAGCAGGUUACGUUCGCGGAUUUCGUGUCGUACGUUUAUAACAAGUUUCCAGGGGUUAAGAUUCUUGGGAUGUUCGACACAACAACGCCAUUCUUCGUGAUCCGCGAUCCGGAGUUGAUCAAGCAGAUCGCCGUCAAGGACUUUGACCACUUCAUGGACCAUCGACCGUUCUUCGGCGAACCAGAAGACACUGAGGAGCAUCCGCACGCCCUUUUCAAGCGAGUUCUGUUCACCCUGUCCGGUCAGCGAUGGCGUAACAUGCGGGCCACUCUGAGUCCGGCCUUCACCGGGCGGAAGAUGCGACUGAUGUUUACGCUGAUGGUGGACUGCGGCGAGCGGAUGCUGCAGCACUACGAAGCGUUGAUGGGCGGCACGGGGGGACGGAUGGAAGUGGAGAUCAAGGACAUGUUGAGCCGGUACGGGAUCAACGUGAUCGCGUCGUGCGCGUUCGGCAUCGAAGUGGAUUGCUUUCGGGACGUUGAUCACGAAUUCAUGUACCACGGAAAGAGGAUGAUGCAGAUGGGCAGUCCGCUGGUGAUAGCGAAGAUGCUGUUCAUGAGAAUGUUCCCAACAUUUGCGAAGAACUUCGGGUUGGAUAUUAUGCCGCGGGAGCAAGCGGUGUAUUUCACCAAGUUGAUCAAGGAGACGAUCCGAGCCCGGGAAAGUCAGGGUAUUGUUCGUCACGAUAUGAUCGAUCUGCUGUUGGAAGCUCGGAAGGGAACGUUGAGGUACGAGGAAGAACGAGAGGAAGCCCAGGAAGGGUUCGCCACUGUUCAGGAAUCGGAGGUCGGGAAGGCGAAAGUAACGAAGGUCAUAUCGGAAACUGACAUGGUCGCGCAGUGUCUGAUCUUCUUCAUCGCUGGAUUUGAAUCCGUAUCGACAACGUCCAUGUUCAUGAUUCACGAGUUGAUUCUGAACCCGGACAUUCAGCAGAAGUUGUAUGAAGAAGUUCAACAGACCCAUAAGCAACUUGAAGGUCAGCUUCUGACAUACGACGCGCUCCAGGGAAUGAAGUACAUGGACAUGGUCGUGUCGGAAACCAUGCGGAAGUGGCCGCUGUCUCCGAUUGGCGAUCGGUUGUGCGUAAAGGACUACAACCUAGACGACGGUCAAGGCCUUCGGUUCACCAUCGACAAAGGCACUUGCGUGUGGUUCCCGAUUCAUGGUAUUCAUCAUGAUCCGCAGUACUACCCAAAUCCGGACCGGUUCGACCCGGAGCGGUUCAGUGAUCAGAACAAAGGCAACAUCAAGGUGGGAACGUAUCUGCCGUUCGGUAUCGGUCCCAGAAACUGCAUUGGAUCGCGUUUUGCGCUCAUGGAACUGAAGGCCGUCAUGUACCACAUGCUGCGUAGGUUUUCGUUCCACCGAGGGGCUAGGACGCAAAUUCCGUUGAAGCUACGCAAGGGUAUGAACAACGUGGGAACCGACGAAGGAUUGUACGUGGAACUGCGACUGAGAAAUGCUUGAGGAAUUGAGGAGCAUGCUAACGCUU
This is a messenger RNA of Aedes albopictus (Asian tiger mosquito), 1943 nucleotides long. Its product is annotated as cytochrome P450 9e2-like. The transcript has 2 exons. The coding region runs from base 299 to 1918 and encodes 539 amino acids. The record is from RefSeq and is a predicted model, not a curated record. Lineage: Eukaryota; Metazoa; Arthropoda; Insecta; Diptera; Culicidae. Gene Ontology annotation, molecular function: oxidoreductase activity, acting on paired donors, with incorporation or reduction of molecular oxygen; iron ion binding; monooxygenase activity.